This is a messenger RNA of Aspergillus steynii IBT 23096, 1950 nucleotides long. RefSeq names its product putative proline permease. The record is from RefSeq and is a predicted model, not a curated record. The transcript has 2 exons. NCBI's taxonomy places the organism in Eukaryota, Fungi, Ascomycota, Eurotiomycetes, Eurotiales, Aspergillaceae. Gene Ontology annotation, molecular function: amino acid transmembrane transporter activity. Gene Ontology annotation, cellular component: membrane. Bases 132 to 1766 code for a protein of 544 amino acids. Gene Ontology annotation, biological process: amino acid transmembrane transport.
GCGCCUUAUCGGUCAAGAUACUGAGGUUGGGGUGUCAUGGAUGUCAUGGAUAGACCGUUUGUCGUAUCGCUCGACUGGACAGGCUAUAUAAGCCUAGGAUCGGACUCGACUGACAACGAGUCUCCAACACCAUGGAGAAGAAACAUUCAAUCGAGGAUCAUCCGGAGGAGACCGCCGCUGGGACUGUCGCGCCCUACCGGCAGACGCAGCGCGGUCUGUCCUCGCGACAUGUGCAGUUGAUGGCCAUCGGAGGGUCCAUCGGCACGGGUCUGUUCGUGGGAAUUGGAUCGUAUCUGCGCGAUGCGGGUCCCCUGUCUGUCUUCCUGGGGUAUCUCUGCUACGGCCUCUUGUUCAUCUGGCCGUGCAAUCUGUGUGUCGGCGAGAUGUGUGCAUAUCUGCCCAUUCGCGGGUCGAUCUUCGAACUGGCCGCGCGAUACAUCGAUCCGGCCUUUGGUUUUGCCAUGGGCUGGGUCUACUUCUACGGCGGCCUCAUGCUGGUCUGCACCGAAUACUCCGCCGUCGCCACCGUCAUGCAGUACUGGAACACCUCCGUCAAUCCCGCCGUCUGGGUCGCCAUGGCCCUCGUCGUCUGCUUCCUGCUGAACGUCGUCGCCGUGAAAUGGUACGGCGAGGCCGAGUUCCUCAUGGCCUCCACCAAGAUCCUCCUGCUCAUCGGCCUCGUCCUGCUCACCUUCAUCACGAUGGUCGGCGGCAACCCCAACCACGACGCCUACGGCUUCCGCAACUGGACCCACGGCGUCAUGCACGAAUACUACACCGACGGCACCACCGGCCGCUUCCUGGGCUUCUUCUCCGUCAUGGUCUACGCCGGCUUCUCCGUCGCAGGCCCCGACCUGCCCGCCCUCGCCGCCGGCGAGAUCCAGAACCCGCGUCUCGCCAUCCCCCGCGUCGUCAAAAUGACCUUCUACCGCAUCGUCGGCUUCUACGUCCUCGGCGUCUUCGCCGUCGCCACCAUCUGCCCAUCCCAGGACCCACGGCUCCUCUCCGCCAUCGACGACGGCGCCUCCGGAUCCGCCGCUUCCCCGUGGGUCAUCGGCAUCACGAACCUCAACAUCACGGGCCUUCCGGACCUCAUCAACCUCCUAAUUUUACUUGCGGGCUGGUCCUGCGGAAACGCCUACCUCUACGCCUCCAGUCGGACACUGUACUCGCUAGCCCGAGACGGCCACGCCCCUGCCUUCUUAACUAAAUGCACUCAAUCUGGCGUCCCCAUCUACUGCGUCUCCAUCGUCUCCCUCCUCAGCUGCAUCACCUUCCUCGUCGCCUCCAACGCCUCCUCCACCGUCUUCUUCUGGUUUGUCGACCUGACCACCUGCGCCUUGAUCGUGACCUACACCAGCAUGGUCGUCGUCUUCUUGGCCUGGUAUCGAGCCCUCAAGGCCCAAGGUGUUAGCAGGGACAGUUUACCCUAUAAAUCCCCGCUCCAACCCUACGCCGCCAUCCUCGCCACCCUCAUCGGCAGCUCCGUGACGCUAUUCAACGGAUUCAAUGUCUUCAGCCCGUUCAGCGUGCAGGGGUUCAUUACGUCGUAUUUCGGACUGGCGUUUUGGGCCGUGAUGUUUGUGUUUUGGAAGGUGUGGAAGCGCACGGAGUGGGUUGAUCCGGCCAGGGCGAAUAUUCAUGGCGGAAAGGAGGAGAUUGAUGAGGAGUGUCGGGUUUGGGAGGAGGGAGGGGUCCAGGAGAGGAGGAGGGAGGAGUUAAGGGCGAUGGGGGUUUGGAGGAGGUGGUGGGAGAGGAUGUGGUGAUUUCUUUUUAUAUUUUCUUUUGGGUUGGGUGAUGGGUUUUUGUUUGGGGAGUGGUUGGGAUUAAUGGUUGAUGGUUGAUGGAUUGAGGAUGGAGAUGGGUUAUGGCUUUUGCUUAUGGUGGUUUCUCGCGGGGAUAUGGCGUUUGUAUACUAUCUUGGAAUCAAUAGGGAUUUGAUUGAUGUUU